ACCUCAUGCAUAUCUAAUCUAUCUAUCCAUCCCCAUGUACCCACAUCUACCCAUCCAUCCGUCCCUUCUGUCUCUCUCUUUUUACAGCACCCAAAGGUGUGCUGAACGGGCCGUAGUACCAACAGACAGGGCUGGGUCCCUGCUAGGAAGCCCUGGCUGUCUACAGCUACACAGAGGGGAUAGACCGGCCCAGGCACCCAGUGGCCACCCCUCCAGAGGCGCUAAUAAUCACACCUGACUCUAGUUACGUUCCUUCCCAAGCGCCCUAGAGCCGGCGGGUUCCCGUGUGUCCGGCUGGGGUGUGGGGGCAAAGCACGUGUUCAUCGCCCUGCCCGCGAUCGGGUCCGUGGAGCGAGCUGGGAGCGAGCCCAGCGCUGGGGCCGGUUUCUCCCCUCUAAGCACCCUCUGUGUGGGCUCCCCGGCCGGCCGGAGCCGUCUGGAAGGGUUAACAGCAGCUGGGGCAGGUCUGCUGGAGCUGCGGCCCCGCUCUGGAGUCCGGCGAUGCUCACGGCCGUCUGCGGCUCUCUUGCCAACCAGCGCUCGGACACGCCGCGCUCCUCCUCCCCGCGCUUGGACCUGCAGCCCCUGCAGCCCUACCAGCCCCACGCCAGCUCCGAGGCGGGCGGCAACUUCCCCUCCCCUCUCCAGCCCACGGAGGUCCAGAACCUGCCCUUGGUGGGCCCCGGGGUGGAGUUCGCGGCCGCCCCCGGCUAUGAUCUGCAUGGCUCUUCGAGGCUAGACCUGGAUGGUGACAGCCUGCUGGCCCCCGGCACGUACUCCAAGCUCCUGCAGCCGCCUCCCGAAAUGGCCCACCCCUACGAGCCCUGGUUCAGGCCCUCGCACCCCAGCAACGCCACCGAGGACGGCGGCGUGAAUCCCUGGUGGGAUCUCCAUGCCGGAUCCAGUUGGAUGGAGCUGCCGCCGGGUCAAGGCGGCCUGCAAGCCCCUGGCCCGGCGGGCGGACUCCAGCCGGUGCUGGGGGGUUACGGCUCCGCUGAGCACCAGCUCUGUGGCCCACCGCAUCACCUCCUGCCCUCGGCCCAGCACCUGAUGGGCCAGGAAGAGCUGAAGCCACUCGCCUCGCCUCCGGAGCCGCACGUUCCCGAGCAGGCUGUGGACGGUACCGCUAGGCCGAAGAGCUCGAGGCGAUCGGUGCCCCGGAGCGCCGGGCAGGCAGUGUGCCGCUGCCCGAACUGCCAGGAGGCCGAGAGGGUGGGUCCGUGCCCGGAUGGGGCCAAGAAGAAGCAUCUGCACAACUGCCACAUCCCCGGCUGCGGCAAGGCCUACGCCAAGACCUCCCACCUGAAAGCCCAUCUGCGGUGGCACAGCGGGGACCGGCCCUUCGUCUGCAACUGGCUCUUCUGCGGCAAGCGCUUCACCCGCUCCGACGAGCUGCAGCGGCACCUCCAGACCCACACGGGGACCAAGAAGUUUACCUGCCCCGUGUGCAGCCGGGUCUUCAUGAGGAGCGACCACCUCAGCAAGCACAUGAAGACGCACGAGGGGGCCAAAGAGGGAGCGGAGAGGGAGGGCAAGGGCGGGGCAGACCCUCCGGGGAAAGGCAAGAGGGAGCCCGAGGCUGGCAGCUCCAGCCCCGCGACCCAGCCCAACUGAGCUUCUCCCCCUCCGAGAUGCCCCCUCCUCUCUCCGGUACCGCAGGAUGGACGCUCCCUACCCGGCGCCGGGUCUCCCCGGGCGGGGCCGUGGUCCCUGGGCCGGGGCGUACGUGGCUGUGUCCUCCGAGCAAGAAGCUAUUUAUCCUGUAGGAGGAAAGGACGCAAUCUCGGUGCGUUGGGCACGGGGCCUCUCCUCCCACGGGGGGCUGGGAGGGUCCGGCCCGGGGGCUGGUCUCCGAACCGGAAGAGGGAGGGUGUUAAGGGCUGCGACCUUUUUUUGAAGGAUCUGAGUUGAGGGAUUGUGCCGAUGGGGUGGGGGUAGGGGUCAGGAGGAGGGGGCGGCCCCAUGCAAAGCGGUGGGGGGAGGGAUGUCUCCGGCGGAGGCUGGGGCCCCGAGUCCAGAUGCUCCCCGCUGACCAGCAAAAUCCGAGUCUGGAGAGCUGUGCUCCGGGCUCAGCUGGCAGAAGAGGCAGGCAAGACGCUGUAACCGAGGGUCGGUCUUAAACCCCCCAGCUCCCCCAUCCACUGCCCUCUCCCCCUCCCCCUGCCCCAAUCCCCCUCCUCCCCUCCCCCCAUCCACCGCUUCUCCCCUCCCCAACUCCUCUUCCACCCCACCCCACCCCACCCCGCUGCGCACUUCGCACUCCACCCUGCAAAAUGACCCUCCUGGCCCGAUCCCUGCCUGGGAAGCGCCCAGAAGCCAGCUCCUGCCCUGGGGGGUUUUCGCUCGGCUGGCUUGCUCUCGCUGGGCUGCGGAAGCUUCCCCACUUGCUCGGGGAUCCGCCCGCCCGCCCCCUGCUUUGUGCUGCUCCGACUUCUGGCACGAGGGAGGCUGCUUGGAAGGAACAUCAAGCGGGACCCGGAGCAGCGAGGACCCUUCCCUCUCGGCCGCAGCCGUCCAGACACGUCUGCGGCCAAAAGGGGAGGGUAAAACAGUGGGUUGGGAAAGGCUAGUUUACAAACCGCUCGCCCCAAAGGGAACCCCUUGGAGAGGGGGAGCAGAGGGGUUCACUGCUCUUCCUCCUCCAGUAUGCCCCCUUAGCCCCCUGCACAGGAACAGCCCCCCGCCAUUCCCCAGGACCUGUACGAGCUGGGAUCGGCCCUUAGAAUCACAGCCCCAACACUACAGCGGUCUGACCUGACGCAGCGCUACUGACCCGGCGUGGUUUGGGGCAAACCUGUCCCUGCCCCGCUACCCGGGGCGGGGGUGGGGGGAGGUUGACCCACAGGCUCCUGCAGGGGGGUCCAGCUGCGCUGCCCAGCUCAUGGAGUCUAGGGGACAAGCUGGCCCCGGGGGGGAACCCGCCCGAGUCAGGGGCAUUGCACUUGCUUGGUUCUAGGUGCGGGGGCAAAUCCCCCACCCCGAGAGUAGCUUAGCCAACCUCAGCCUCUCCUCUCUCGCCACCUCCCAUUAGAAGGCCCCGUGUUUAGCCAUUACAGCCCCGUUCCCGGCUUUCGGUCCCUGCAGCCACUGUUACAAUCCUCCGAAGGGACAGGGGUUCUCAGCCCGAGCAGGGGGCGGUUCCACAGUGGAGCCCCUGGAUGUUCAGGCCCUCUGAAUCUGCCCCAGGGGGUUCCCACGGGGGUCCGGGCUCUGUUGCGUGACCCCUGCCCCCUCCUGCUUUUGGCUGCGCUGGGAGGACAAUCGUCCCCGGGUGCAGUGGGUGAGUCCAGUCAAGGCUGGCGCCCAGGGACAGGGGCCGAGCGGCAAAGUAGAGAGCCUUCUCGUGGCGGGAACCCACUCGCCCCACGGGGAUGGGUGUGGGGGGAGAAACCCCGCGAUGAGCCACCCGGGUGUGGGGAGCGUCGCUCUGGGCCGGGGAUGCGGGGGGAAGCCUUGAGGGGGGAGGGGGCCUGCGCCGAGGCUGCUGGGCGAGUUGUGCAACGUGCCGGCCUUUGUGCGAUUGCCCAAGGUGUGCAGCUGCUCCUUUCCCACGCCCACCCCUCUCCCGGCCGUCACCCGCUCUCCCCCGGGUGAGGUGAGCGUUGCGUUGGGAAGCCAGUGGAGCCGGCAGCAGCCAGAUUCCGAUCCUAUGGCCCAAUCGGGCCAGGCAGGGAGGGAGGGGAGCGUCAAACCACCCUCUCCCGUCGCAGCCGGGCUGGGUGGGUCUUGUUUUGCACUGGAAGCUGAAUUCAGGCUGCUCUGAGCCUGAUCCCAUGCUCUGCACUCCAGCGAUAUUUAUUGAAUGCCUAGAUUAUCAUUUGUGCUAUGGAAGCUGAUGGGUUGGGAAUUCCACCCCCGCCCUGUUUUUUUUGUUAAACUGUUGAUUUUAAACCAGUUUAUCCCGAAGGAAACUUUUUUUUCUUCUCUUGAUCCUACCUCCUCCCCCCCCCCUUUUUUUUUAAAUGAAGUGGUUGUUUCAUAUAAUUGUUUUCCUAAAUGUCGGCAGAACCCUCGAGCAAGUAAGACUGGCUCUUCUGCCAGCGCAAAUGUAACUGUGGGGAGUGGAGGGUUGGGCCUCUGUCGUUCGAUUUCGGGUGUGCUUUUAAAACACGGCUACGGCUACCUCUAGAUCCAAAAUUCUGGGGGGCCGGAUCCUCAGCUGACGUCUUUCAGUUCCCCUCCCUUCAGUGCGCUGAUCGACACCAGCCAAGAAUCCGGCCUGGGGAUUUUUCACAGCUGAUAUGGUUUGGCCCAUUAUUAAAACAUGGGGUAAUUUGCCAGAUUCAGAGUGGAGUUUGGAGACCAAGAAGCCUCUAACUUCCAGAGUGUUUGGAGAUUGGAGGAGGUUCAAAUCCAUCUCCGGAUAUGAGCCGAGCUCUUUAUCUUAGACUGUUUUAUUAUUAUUAUUUUAUUAAUAUUAUUAUUAAUAAGGUGAAACCAGGCUUUGCCAGUUGGGGAGGAUGGAAGCUUAGAAACGAAGCUCGUUUAAUGUGUAUCUUUGGGGGGAGGGGCAGUUGCCCAGUAUCGGUCUCAAAAACCAGUUGCUCGUCUCUGGUCCCAUCUGGGCUGGGAUCAGAACUGUGCUCGCUGCAGACAUCUUUUGUUAAAGGGUUGAGAAAUUCUGAGACGCUCCUGGAUAGCUGAGGGCAAAGAGCCUCAACGUGUUGCAAGUUUGAGUCUCGUUGGAAUGACUCGUGAGUAAAGGCUGCAGGAUUGGAACCUCCAGGUUGUGAGUUCAAUCCUUGAGGGGGCCAUUUAGGGCUCUGGGGCAAAAAUCUGUCUGGGGAUUGGUCCUGCUUUGAGCAGGGGGUUGGACUAGAUGACCUCCUGAGGUCCCUUCCAACCCUGAUAGUCUAUGAUUCCCUAGCACAGUUUCCUUAACUGGUAUCAAGGCCCUUUUCCUCUCUCAGACAUCCGUCCAUGUGAUUGGCUUAGUCACAUUCCCAGUGCACCCGCUGCCUCUUCCAAAGGAUAAUACUGAUUUUUCAGAUUCUUCUCCAUUUGCAUUUUUACCCUCUCAGGAAAGUGACGACAAAAAACAACUGGGACACCAAACUAAUUCAGACCGAAUGUCACAAUUGUAGAAAUCACAAUUCAUCAGUCACAAAUCAAAUCCUCCUGUUAACUGACUGAUUACCAGACAGAACAGAGAGCGGAAGAGCUGGAUAGCUGCUUCCCUGUGUGAAAAGAGAGGCCUGGCUUAUCCCUCCAUUAACUUCAGGGAUACAACUGACACCUGAUGUAUUUAAAUUUCCCUCCUUGUAAAUUUCAGUGGAGUGUUUUUUUUUUAAAUCACCUUCUAGGUGGAGGAAGAAAUUAAGUUAUUUAUAUUCACCACUGAAAAUCCAAAACCUUCUAACCUUAACUAGAGUCUAUCCCUGUCUGUGCUGUCAUCAAAGAGAGUGUGCUAGAUUCUUGCUAAUAACUAGGCAAAUUAGGUUGGUUAUUUAUGCAGCAAAACCAGUGUGGGUUUAGUUCCAGGUUCAGUGUGUCCUACCCCCAGGAUCAGGAAUUGGAGCUGGGAGAAGUAGGGUUUGCAUCAAUGAUUCUAGUUUUGGUCCAUCUCUAUUAAACCAGAGCCCUGCUUAACUUGGAGCAAGUAUGCAAGUGGCUCCAAACUUUGCCUCUUAGGUCAUGUCUCUAAAAGGACAUUCAGGAAAGUAGUUAAUUUGGAUUAACUAAAGGUGUGAAUUUAACGUGCAUUAGUUAAAUGGGAAUGAAGCUAAAUCAAAUUACUUCUGAAUAAGGCCAUCCACACAGAGGUUUAAUGCAGUUGAACUAAUCCACUUUAAAAAUGAAUUCAGAUUAGUUUUCCUGAACGUCCCAGUGUAGACAAAUCUUCAGGCCCUUGGUUUCUGGGCUUGAUCCAUCUUCCGGUGAAGCUGGUGGGAGUUGGGCUGGGUGACCUGACCCCUUUGUUAGCAGUGACCACAGUUUAAACAUGCUUAUGGUUACAGGUUUCCAUCCUGGAGUGGAUGUAGGGCAUCAUCCCCUGGGAGCUCUGAAGCAGAGCUGGUCUGAUCUCUCCCUCCUGUGCCCCGUGAACAGGUCCUGAGAACACAAGGGCCUUUGGGUGUUGGGGUGGAUUCCUUGGCAUCUGGGCUCAGCUCAUCACAUCUGGCCUGCCCCCUCCAUCGAUAGUGGGCAAAAUCGCUGUUCCCCUAAUAGAAUUGUUUCUGCUGGUGAAGGCUGGGGACAAUCCUGCUUUUUAAAGCAGAGAUCUGAAUUGGUUCCUGGAUCCAAAGAGUCACGUAUAGGAUAGGUCUGUCCCAGGGCGGCUGAACAGUUUGGAAGGGAAAACAGUGGAAGCAGGGGAUUUAGGCAGCUUUCCCCCACCCCCCUCCACCCCCGCUCGCCACCUCCUUCCCUGCAGGGAGGAUGUCUCAGAACCCAGCCCCUGCCCAUCAGGCCUUUGAUUUAUGGGGCAAUGAAGGCUGUAAAACUGGGUGGGGAGAGACUGCUCGCUAGGUCUCCCCGCCUGCUGCAUAGUGGGGAUUUCAGGAGGGGCUUGCUGGUGCUGUGCUCCCGAAUUGGCUAGUUCAAGCAUCUCCUAGCCCUGCACUCUCUCCUUGCCAGGGGACUGCCCAGGUGAGAAACAUACAGGCGUGAAUACCAAGCCAGCUGGGGUGGUGCUGUUGAAACUUGUGCUUCAGGGCAUAAGCUGAUCCCCCAGCUGGGUGGUCGUGGGGGAAUUUCCCCUCUCUGGGGCAGAUACAGCACAGGAGCAUCUGAUGUCGGGUAGCUGAACCACUGGGGGAAGGAUGCUGGGCUGGAUGAGUGUGUUGGUUUGAUCCGGGAGAUACCGGGCUACAGAGAUGAAUUGGUUUGAUUCAGGGAGUGGGGAUACCUGGCCAGAUGGGCCACUGGUUAGAUCUGAAGUGGCAGUGAAGUGGGGAUACCAUAUUGCAGGGGUAGUCAAUAGGUGGACCACAGGCCAAAACCUUACUGCUGUCCAGAUGCUUUUUGAAUGGACCCCUUUUAUUUACUUGCUGUUAUCAUUACUGUUGUUUUCUCUGGAGUCCAGACCUUGACUAGACCUUGACCAAGAAAUGUGGACCUCGAUGAAAAAGAAUUGACUACCCCUGUCUUAUUGGAUGGGUCCAUUGGUCUGAUCAGCGAGGCAGGGAGACUAGGAUAGAUGGACUGAUGGAGUUGGCUAGGAGAUCCGGUGUGGCAGGGAUACCGGGAUAGGUGGGCUAUUGGCUAGAUUUGAUGUGGCUGAAAAACGAUGUUCCAUUGGUCUGAUCGGGGAGGUGGGGUCCCUGGGCUAGAUGGGCCAUUGGCCAGGUCCAGUGUGGGAGACAAGACACCAGACCAACUGGUUCAUUGGUUUGUUCCCAUGUGGCCGUCCGCAAGUAGGAUACAAGGAUGGAAUUGGCGAUGAGUGACACUCCCUGCCACCUCCCAGGAGCAGGUACAAGACAGCGAAGGUUUUGCUGGCUUCCAAUGCCUGAUGUGGGGCAUGGGAGACAGGAGAGGCCGGUGCCCAGUCAUCCAUGGUCAGUUUGGCUAGGGGAGAAGUUGGCUGCUAGUGACCCUGGGUGCUGGGGUGCUUUCCUGCCCCCCAAGCUGUUACCGUAGGAGCCCCACAGAGGAAACCGUGUAGGAUCCUUUGCUGCUAUGAAGAGACCUGGGGUGAUGGCUUGUGGGUUUGUGUUUUGUACCAUAAUAAAGUUGUGUGUUUUCCACAU
Molecule: messenger RNA, 7691 nt
Organism: Chrysemys picta bellii (western painted turtle)
Lineage: Eukaryota; Metazoa; Chordata; Testudines; Emydidae
Gene: SP6
Product: Sp6 transcription factor
Biological process (GO): regulation of transcription by RNA polymerase II
Molecular function (GO): RNA polymerase II cis-regulatory region sequence-specific DNA binding; DNA-binding transcription factor activity, RNA polymerase II-specific
Source: RefSeq, a predicted model, not a curated record